Messenger RNA from Mizuhopecten yessoensis (Yesso scallop), 3288 nucleotides. RefSeq names its product patched domain-containing protein 3-like. The record is from RefSeq and is a predicted model, not a curated record. Gene Ontology annotation, cellular component: membrane. The transcript is spliced from 4 exons. NCBI's taxonomy places the organism in Eukaryota, Metazoa, Mollusca, Bivalvia, Pectinida, Pectinidae. The coding region runs from base 81 to 2702 and encodes 873 amino acids.
GUGCACCUCACAGAGGCGUACGGAUAUGUGUGUCACGCAAAUAAAAUACGAAUGUUGAUACGCUGAAUUUGAGGGCAAAUAUGGUUUGCUGGAAAGUGUACAACAAAGUUGAAAGGGUUAUUGGAAACUUUUUUGCGAGGUAUGGAGAGCUGGUCGGUACCUAUCCAUGGACUGUUCUGACAGUGUCCGUCCUUGUGUCCGGGUUAUUGGGGAUAGGACUAGUGAACCUAACGUUUGAGUCAGACGUAGAGAAGGUUUAUACGCCCAGUGAUAGCCAGGCCUCCCAGGAUAGAAGCACGAUCAAAAACAUCUUUGAUGAUGAUUCCGGUGCGAACUUUUACUCACAAAGUCUUGUUGAGGCAAAUCUGUUCGGCACUGUGAUUUUCGAAAGCAAGAAUGCUUCUAAUUUGCUUACUGUUCCUUACAUUCAUGAAAUCCAGUCAAUUUACGAUCAAGCAAUAACCAACGUUUUAGGAAAUAGAAUGAACUACUCACAACUCUGUGCUGUCCGAGGUUCCAAGUGUGUUGUGGAUGGCGACAUCAUUUUCUCCGCUAACUUCGGCCAGUUGCUCGUGAGAGGUAAUAUAACCUAUCCGCUGUUAGGGAACAUUUCACUGGAAUCCAUUUUUGGUGAUGUCAUCAUUCAGAGAGGAGUUUUACAAUCUGCUAAGUUUAUCAAACUUGUUUUCAAUUUACGGCAGGAUACCACGGAUAGUAGGGAUAAUUCCAAAUUAUGGGAGAAAGAUUUUGUAUCCCAUUUGCAAAACAUUCAGUCGACGUUACUGGACGUGACAUAUGCUCAUUCAAAAUCUCUUGAUGAGGAACUCACAUCCAACAUCAGUGGCGACAUUCUGUUUGUAUCACUGACAUUCACCUUGAUGAUUGUGUAUGCGACCUUUGUCUCAAUGAAGUGUGACUGCUUGUUGGACAGACAAAACCUCGGACGGGCCGGUGUUACAACUACUGGACUUGGUAUUCUAGCUUCGUUUGGACUCGUCAGUGCUUGUGGUGUGGAGUUCGUUGAUAUAGUAGGGGUGAUGCCUUUUCUUGUAUUAGGUAUAGGGAUAGACGAUAUGUUUAUAUUAUUGGCCGGCCUUGCAGAAGCCCCGUUAAACGAAACGCCUGCGAAACGUGUUGCGGAGACGAUGCGCACAAGUGGUGUGGCAAUAACUAUCACAUCCCUGACAGACAUCAUAGCUUUUUCAGUUGGAGCCUCCUCAGUUUUCCCAGGGGUGCGGAACUUCUGUAUAUACACCGGAAUUGCAGUGCUUUUCUGCUAUCUCAACUUUGUGACAUUUUUCAUCGCCUGUAUUGCGAUCAACGAGAGACGAGUAUCGGCUGAAAAGCAUUGCUGUCUGUGCUGUCAUACGAUAGAAAUGAAGGACAAGAUGGGCGCCGCUUCCCGACUGCGUCGCUUUUGCUGUGGAGGAACUGCUCUUACUUCGGUAUCGGAUAUGCAAAGCUUGCUUGAACGUCUUCCCGGACAAAUUCUUAUCAAGUUUAUAACUCUUACACCUGUUAAAAUCAUAACCCUCAUUUCGUUUGCGGUCUACUUGGGUGUUGCAAUUUGGGGGGCCACUAACUUCAAGCAGGGUCUCGAUACGACCAAUCUUGUUUCCGAUGAUUCCUAUUACUUUACCUAUAACCUGCAAAAUCGAAAACAUUUUCUUCAACGCAUACCGGUUUCAUUUGUUAUCGAUGGUACUUUAGAUUAUAGUAAAGUGUCAACUGUGAACUCCAUUGACAGUUUAAUGACACAUGUUCAGAAUGACAAAACGGUAGGUAACAAUAACCUGGUAAUAAGCUGGUUUGACAGUUUCAGAUCUUCUCCAGUUUACAACAAUACGAGCGAAUCUCAAUUUGUAACCAAUCUAAAACUGUUCUUGGAUUCGAAUGAGGAAUUCAAAAAUGAUGUCAGGUUUGAUAGUACUAGUCUAAGAAUACGGGCUUCUCGCGUAUACGUCCUCACUAAUAAUCUUGUCGAUUCUACAGAACAGGGUGAUUUCAUGCUACGAAUGAGGAGUCUGACAGAGGACUCAUCGUUACAUGUUAUUGCAUAUUCCCCGAGUUUUAUAUUUUACGAACAGUAUGUCGCUAUACUCCCUUCCACCCUUCAAACAGUCGGAAUAGCAGUCGCAGUGAUAUUUGUUGUGACUGCAUUGUUUAUGCCCAGUCCACUUUUGAUCCUUUACGUCACCGUUUCCAUGGUGAUGAUAAUGACAGGAAUUUUCGGUUUCAUGUAUUUUUGGGACUUAACUUUGAGCUCAAUCACAAUGAUACAUGUCAUCAUGAGCGUUGGAUUUUCAGUUGAUUUUAGCGCCCAUAUCUGCCACGCCUUUAUGACUGUUGAAGGUAGCACGCGCGACGAGAAAGUAAAAAAUGCCAUUUUACGUUCUGGGGGCCCGAUAUGGAACGGAGCUAUAUCUUCAAUCAUAGGAAUCAUAAUGCUGGUCUUUUCCAAAUCUUACAUCUUCAGGUCAUUUUUUAGAGUAAUGUUGCUUGUGAUUCUGUUUGGAGUUGGGCAUGCGACGUUUUUCCUUCCCGUAGUUCUCUCGCUAAUUGGACCAAUGGAAAACACGAAAUCUGAUAGCAAAUCUGUAUCUGACAUGGCAAGCAUGAGUUCUCGCCUGGGACAUUCGAAUCCAGGCUUACAUACCGAUGAGGAAAAUAAAUCACCAAAACAAAUUUCUUUACAAGUUUAAAAAAGAAGAAGAUUCAACUCAUUUUCGUUAACUUAUUUACCCCGGUUUUGAUAACAGCUUGAUAUGAUUUCCCUUUAAACCGUUUAAAACCCUUUUCGUGAUAUUAAGAGAUUUCAUUACAUUCCUAAAAUAUGAAGAAAAAAAACAACAACAAACAAACAAAAAAACAAACAAAAUUGUCCAACUUGAUUUUAAAAGGGUUUAAAAUCAAAUAACUACAUUCUAAAUGUCGUGAAAAAAUAUGGAUAAAAUAUCACCAAUAUUAACUUAGGGAAUAUAGUAAUGUAUAGUAAUGUAUUCUCCGAGUACUCCGGGUUCCUCCCACAUUAAGAUCCCUCGCGCGCUAACAUACGGGCCAACAAGAGUGAUUAAUGUAAGUUGUAAAAACUUGUUUCAUAAUUAUUAUGAGAUAAAUAAAGUUUAUAUUUGAAUAUAAGCUCCAUGUUUGUUAUGUGCUUUCCGUCGAUGUACACGUUUCAUGUCGGUUAAUGUGAAAUAAGUAAUUAUUCUGGCCGAUUGAGUUAUACGUAUUGUUUUGCUAAUUAAAACAAGUUUAUAUGAAUCCAAUAUACUUCGAAUGAUAAUU